Messenger RNA from Pneumocystis jirovecii RU7, 1998 nucleotides. RefSeq names its product ubiquitin-protein ligase TUL1. The transcript is spliced from 6 exons. Bases 1 to 1998 code for a protein of 665 amino acids. Gene Ontology annotation, molecular function: zinc ion binding. Lineage: Eukaryota; Fungi; Ascomycota; Pneumocystomycetes; Pneumocystales; Pneumocystaceae. The record is from RefSeq and is a predicted model, not a curated record.
AUGUUAAGAAACUUAGACUAUCUUGGAUGGCUGUUUUUUAUCAUUUUCCUUAUUUUAUUAAUACCAAAUUAUACAAAUUCAUAUCAUCAAGUAGCAGUUGAAGAAGUUCUUAAGGAGAAGAAAAGACAUCUUAUGGCUAUAAAAAAUUUAACACUGGGAAUUCAAGCAAAUAUUACUAAUGUUGAUACAACUGUUCCAGACACUAUAUUAGAAAAAAAACGUUCAUUAUUUUCUAAAGGAAUUGGAGAAAAAGAAAGUUUAUACCAUAACAUUACUGGUUAUGUACAUGGUGAAUGGCAUAAAUUCCUUACUCAUUCAAAUAGUACAUUAAUCCCCAAAUAUGCAAAGCGUUUUGAAAAAUUGCUGUCAUAUAAUAAAGGGUUACUAAGCAUAUUCUUUGAAGAAUCCAUACUUAAUGGGAACCGAAUAACUGAUGCAACUCUAUCAAUUCAGGAUGAAGCCGGAAAUUUAUAUGAAAAUAUUAGUCUUAAGGGUAUCCAUUUCGAAGAUAAUGGAUCAAUGAUACUCACUUCUUCAUCAUAUAAAUUUCCAAGUCUUAUAACUAUUCCUCUUUUUGCAUUUAAUAAUUUCAUUUUUCAAAAAUCGCUUAUAUUAAUAACUCAAAUUUUAGAACAACAAAUAAAACAAUUACAAAACAGUAUCUCUAAAAACAAAAAAAUUCAAAUUCAUAACGAUAGUAAUAAUGAAUAUUGUGAAUUUGUAGUUUAUUUACAGCUUCUUCCUAUUCAUAACAAUAAAGAGCCUAAAUUAAGAGAAAUAGAAAAAGAUCUUCAAAUGCCAAAUGGUCUUCCUUACUCUUUAAUACCACCUAUUAUAUUAUCUGGGAUUAUUAUGUCUCCUGAUUGCAAAUUUUCUCUAGAUUUUAACAACAUUACUGGAAUUAAAAAAGAGAAAUAUUAUUCAGAUAUUAACAAAAUUGCUUUCUGGCAAAAUCUUCUGAUCAUUAUACAAAUUUAUUUGCUCAUAAAGCAAAUGAACGAGACAUCAACCCCAUCUAGUAUUUCUAGAAUAUCAUUUUGGAGCAUUUGGAUACAAGCAUCUUUAGAUGGAUAUUCAUGUAUAAUUUUCUUAUCUACAUCUAUAUCGCAUAACAGUAUAUUUCUUUCUUCUAUUACUACUUCAUUUCUUUCAUUUACACUUGUUGCAAUAUUUGGAAUGAGAUAUUUGCUUAUUAUUCAUCGCAUACAGCAACCUGAAACUAGAAUAACUACUAUAGAAAGGCCUAGUCACGAAACAAACGAGGAAACAAUCCCAUUAAAUCAACAAGAACAUAUACAUCAAACAAAUAGGACUCAGCAAAGCGAAUAUAACAAUAGCAAUAAUAUUAGUGCAAUAUAUACUCAAUUUUAUCUCUUUCUUCUAGUGGUAGUAUUGAUUUUCCCACAAAUAAUGUUAUUACCAGCCAAUAAAAGACAAUAUAUUGUGUAUACAAUAACUUUUAUAGCAUUUUCAUUCUGGUGGCCUCAAAUCAUACGAAAUAGCUUAAAAGGGUACAGAAAACCAUUUCUUUGGUCAUACGUAAUUGGAAUGAGCAUAACUAGAAUCAUUCCUAUAAUAUAUUUAUUUUCUUAUCAAAAAAAUAUACUAUUUAUUCCAGCAAAUUUAUAUAUAGCUUGGGGAGUUUUUGGUUGGUUAUGGUUUCAAAUUUGUAUUCUGGCUAGUCAAGAUUUUUUUGGUCCACGCUUUUUUAUCCCUUCUAACCUUCUGCAUCCAACAUAUGAUUAUCAUCCAAUCCUUUUUGAGGACGCUGAAACACCGUUAUCAUAUUCUAACUCUAAUGGGCGUAUUAUUUGUUCUAUAUGCAUUCAAAAUAUAUCUUUACCACGUAUUAAUAAAAAUUCAACUACAAAUAGUACUUCAAUGGUUUUAGCCAGAAGAACAUAUAUGGUCACACCUUGCAAACAUCUAUUCCACACCAACUGUUUAGAGAAAUGGAUGAAAAUCCGCUUGAUCUGCCCAGGUAUGAAUUCUCUUUAA